Aspergillus saccharolyticus JOP 1030-1 is the source of this 1392-nucleotide messenger RNA. RefSeq names its product COP9 signalosome complex subunit 6. Gene Ontology annotation, biological process: protein deneddylation. The coding region runs from base 37 to 1392 and encodes 451 amino acids. The transcript has 3 exons. NCBI's taxonomy places the organism in Eukaryota, Fungi, Ascomycota, Eurotiomycetes, Eurotiales, Aspergillaceae. Gene Ontology annotation, cellular component: COP9 signalosome. The record is from RefSeq and is a predicted model, not a curated record. Gene Ontology annotation, molecular function: metallopeptidase activity; protein binding.
UCGACAUCAACUGGGAAAUCCCAGGUUCUCGACACAAUGGCUGAUUAUCCCGACUCGCUUGUAUCGUCAAAAGCCUCGGACUCCGGCCUUCACAUCCAACUUCACCCUCUAAUAUUACUCACCAUCUCCGAUCACAUCACCCGUCACGCCGCGCGAUGCCAGCAGGGACCCAUAGUGGGAGCUCUGCUGGGCCAGCACAACGGCCGUGAGGUCACGCUCGAGCAUGCUUUCGAGUGUUUAGUAACAGAGGGGCCCAACGGUGAAGCUCAGCUUCCCGACAGCUGGUUCGCAGAGAGAGUCCAGCAAUUCAAGGACGUGCACAAAGCACCCGCUCUUGACCUCGUGGGAUGGUGGUCAACCUGCCCCUCCACAGGGCCCAAUGCAGCCCACCUGCCCAUCCACCGCCAGAUCCUCCAGAAACACAACGAGUCCGCAGUGUUCCUCGCAUUCCACCCCGCCGAGGUGGCCGGGGGCCCCUCGGCGAAUGGCGGCAAACUGCCUCUCACCGUCUACGAGAGCGUCUACGAGGGCGAGAACGCCACCGCCAACACGAACAAUAUGCAAGUCGACGGCGAGGAGCAACCGGUCCUAAGCAUCAAGUUCCGCGAGCUCCCUUACUCCGUCGAGACCGGCGAAGCCGAGAUGAUCGGCAUUGAUACCGUCGCGCGAACCGCCCGCAACGCAGCCGUCUAUCCCACCGCAGAAUCGACCUCGCAAUCACUAUCCCAGGCUGAGCCACAGUCAAGUACCGCCCAGCAACCGCCCCCAGAAGAGACACCGCAACAACAACAACCAUCCGCCGAACCCUCAGUCCUCCUCUCCCCCGAAGAAGAAGAGCUAAUCGCCAGCCUCAACACCCGCCUCAACGCCAUCCGAACCCUCGAGUCCCGCAUCUCACUCAUCAAAUCCUACGUCUCCAGCAUCUCCACCGCCACCUCCUCCUCCUCCACCUCCACCACCACCACCACCCAACCCCAGUCCCAUUCCCAAACACCCACCCUCUCCCACCCCCUCCUCCGCAACAUCAACGCCUGCCUCUCCCACCUCUCCCUCCUCACACCCCCCGAACAAAGCGCCUUAGCCGCCGAAACCCGCGCCCAGGCCAACGACGUCCACCUCGUCGCCCUUCUCGGCCAACUUAGCCACAGCAUCAGCAACAUGCGGGAACUCGGGAAACGCACUGCCAUUCUGAACAAUGCGCGCCGGACCAUGGCGGCUGCACGCAAGGCUGCUCCGGCUGGCGGGAUAGGGCCGUUUGGGGGGACUGGCGGUGGCGGUGGUCGUGGUGGUGGCGGCGGCGGCGGCGGCGGGGGGGACCUGCAGAUGCGGAUGGGGUUGCCGGGACGGUACGGGGAUGAGAUACCUUUUACUGGGAAGACGGAUGGGUUUUAG